This is a messenger RNA of Dipodomys ordii (Ord's kangaroo rat), 2400 nucleotides long. RefSeq names its product protocadherin beta-16-like. The transcript has a single exon. Gene Ontology annotation, cellular component: plasma membrane. Gene Ontology annotation, biological process: homophilic cell-cell adhesion. NCBI's taxonomy places the organism in Eukaryota, Metazoa, Chordata, Mammalia, Rodentia, Heteromyidae. The coding region runs from base 1 to 2400 and encodes 799 amino acids. Gene Ontology annotation, molecular function: calcium ion binding. The record is from RefSeq and is a predicted model, not a curated record.
AUGGAGAUUGGAUGGAUACCAAAUCAGAGACAAAGGCAAGUCUUAAUUUUCUUUGUUUUAUUGAGCAUGUCUGGGGCGGACACAGAGCUGGGGCCCUAUUUCGUGGUGGAAGAAAUGGAGAAAGGCUCCUUCGUAGCCAAUCUAGGAAAAGACCUGGGGCUGGAAUUGCCACAGUUGUCCACCCGCCGGGCCAGAGUAAUUUCCCAGGGAAAUAAAGAGCAUUUGCAGCUCAAGGUACAGACUGGAGAUUUGCUCAUAAAUGAGAAAAUAGAUCGCGAGGAGCUAUGCGGUACCACGGAGCCUUGCAUACUAUAUUUCCAAGUGUUGAUGGAAAUGCCUUUAGAGAUAUUUCAGGCUGAACUGAGAGUGAAAGACAUAAAUGAUAAUUCUCCCGUGUUCACUGAAAAAGAAAUGGUUUUUAAAAUACUAGAAAAUAGCCCACUAGGAAAUACAUUCCUUCUUAAUAAUGCUCUGGACUUGGACGUAGGAAACAAUAAUGUUCAGAAGUAUAACAUCAGUCCCAACUCUCACUUCCAUGUUCUAACCCGUAAUCGCAGCGAUGGUAGGAAAUACCCAGAGCUGGUGCUGGAAAAAGAGCUAGAUCGGGAGCAGGAGCCUGAAGUAAGACUAACCUUGACAGCGUUGGAUGGCGGCUCUCCACCUCGGUCUGGGACCUCACAGGUCCGCAUUGAAAUAGUAGACAUCAAUGACAAUGCCCCUGAAUUUCAGCAGCCUAUCUACAAGGUGCAGGUUCCUGAGAAUAGCUCAGUAGGCUCUUUGGUGGUCACAGUCUCCGCCAGGGACAUAGACAGUGGAGCCUAUGGGCAAAUAGUGUACACACUCGCCCACUCUUCUGAAGAAACUAACAAAAUUUUAGAGGUUAAUCCUAUGACAGGAGAAAUUCGGCUGAAGAAACAAGUAGAUUUUGAAACAGUAAAGUUUUAUGAAAUGGACAUAGAGGCCACAGAUGGCGGUGGUCUUUCAGGAAAAUGCACCCUUGUCCUACAGGUUGUGGACAUAAAUGACAACCCACCAGAAGUGACCAUGUCCGCAAUUACAAACCCGGUCCCAGAAAACUCCCCAGAUACGGUAGUUGCGGUUUUCAGUGUUUCAGAUUCUGACUCAGGAACCAAUGGGAAGAUGGUUUCUUCCAUUCCAGAAGAUCUUCCCUUUCUUCUAAAAUCUUCAGGAAAGAACUUCUACACCUUGGUAACAGAAAGAGCACUAGACAGAGAAGAAAGAGAUGAAUACAACAUCACCAUCACUGUCUCCGACUUGGGGACUCCCAGGCUGCAAACUCAGCACACCAUCACCCUGCAGGUGUCCGACAUGAACGACAACGCCCCCGAAUUCACGCAGUCGUCCUACACCCUGUGGGUCCGCGAGAACAACAGCCCCGCCCUGCACAUUGGCACCAUCAGCGCCACAGACAGAGACUCGGGCAGCAACGCCCAGCUGACCUACUCGCUGCUGCCCGGCCCGCAGCCCGGCGCCGACGCGGCGGCGGCGCUGGUGUCCAUCAACGCGGACAGCGGGCAGCUGUUCGCCCUGAGGGCGCUGGACUAUGAGGCCCUGCAGGCGUUCGAGGUGCGCGUGCGCGCCGCCGACCGCGGCUCGCCCCCGCUCAGCAGCCAGGCGCUGGUGCGCGUGCAGGUGCUGGACGCCAACGACAACUCGCCCUUCGUGCUGUACCCGCUGCAGAACGCGUCUGCGCCCUGCACCGAGCUGCUGCCCAGGGCGGCCGAGCCGGGCUACCUGGUGAGCAAGGUGGUGGCGGUGGACCGCGACUCGGGCCAGAACGCCUGGCUGUCGUUCCAGCUGCUCAAGGCCACGGAGCCCGGGCUGUUCAGCGUGUGGCCGCACAAUGGCGAGGUGCGCACCGCCAGGCUGCUGAGCGAGCGCGACGCGCCCAAGCACAGGCUGCUGCUGCUGGUCAAGGACAAUGGCGAGCCGCCGCGCUCGGCCAGCGUCACGCUGCACGUGCUGCUGGUGGAUGGCUUCUCGCAGCCCUACCUGCCGCUGCCCGACGCGGCGGCGCCCGAGCGCGCGCAGCCCGACCGCCUCACUGCCUACUUGGUCAUCGCGCUGGCGGCCGUGUCUUCUCUCUUCCUCUUGUCUCUGCUGCUCUUCGUGGCCGCCAGGCUGUGCAGGAGGAGCAGGGCGCGCUCGCUGGCCGGCUGCGCGCUGCCCGAUGGCCCCUUGCCUGGACACCUGCUGGACGUGAGUGGCACAGGGACCCUGGCCCACAGCUACCAGUAUGAGGUGUGUCUGCAGGGAGGUGCUGGCACUAAUGAGUUCAAAUUCCUGAAGCCUAUCAUCCCCAAUCUCCAGCCCCAGGGCUCUGGGAAAGAGAUAGAGGAAAAUUCUCCUUUCCGAAACAGUUUAGGUUUUAAUUACUGA